This is a messenger RNA of Pyrgilauda ruficollis (rufous-necked snowfinch), 918 nucleotides long. RefSeq names its product myo-inositol oxygenase (gene MIOX). The record is from RefSeq and is a predicted model, not a curated record. Gene Ontology annotation, cellular component: cytoplasm. Gene Ontology annotation, biological process: inositol catabolic process. Lineage: Eukaryota; Metazoa; Chordata; Aves; Passeriformes; Passeridae. The transcript is spliced from 9 exons. The coding region runs from base 1 to 918 and encodes 305 amino acids. Gene Ontology annotation, molecular function: inositol oxygenase activity; iron ion binding.
AUGGGGCCCCUGAGCCACUCCGGUCCCUGUCCCCUGUCCUUGUCCCCGUCCCGCGGUGCCCACGCGGGUCCCCUGAGCCCCCGUCCCCCGCAGGACCCCGACUCCUCCGAGGAGCCCAAACCCGGCAAGGCCAAGACCGAGCUCCGCAACUACACCGAGGGGAGGCUGAUCGACCGCGUGUACAACACCUACCUGCUCAUGCACACGCACCAGACCGUGGAGUUCGUCCGCAGGAAGAGCGCGCAGUACGGCCCGUGCUCGCAGCGGAGGAUGAGCGUGAUGGAGGCGCUGCAGCUGCUGGACCGGCUGGUGGACGAGUCGGACCCCGACGUGGAUUUCCCCAACUCCUUCCACGCCUUCCAGACGGCCGAGGGGAUCCGCCGGGCGCACCCCGACAAAGACUGGUUCCACCUCGUGGGGCUCCUGCACGACCUGGGCAAGGUGCUGGUGCUGUUCGGGGAGCCCCAGUGGGCAGUGGUCGGGGACACCUUCCCGGUGGGCUGCAAGGUGCAGAAGUCGGUGGUCUACGGGGACUCCACCUUCCACGACAACCCCGACACCAAAGACCCCCGGUACAGCACCGAGUACGGGAUGUACCAGCCCGGCUGCGGCCUGGACAACGUCCUCAUGUCCUGGGGCCACGAUGAGUACAUGUACCAAGUGAUGAAGUUCAACAACUUCGCCCUGCCCAAGGAGGCCUUCUACAUGGUUCGCUUCCACUCCUUCUACCCCUGGCACGCCCACGGCGACUACGGGCACCUGUGCUCGGAGGAGGACCGCCGCAUGCUGCCCUGGCUCCGCGAGCUCAACAAGUUCGACCUGUACACCAAGCAGGAGGAGCUGCCCGACGUGCAGCAGCUCCGCGCGUACUACCAGGGCCUCAUCGACAAAUACUGCCCGGGGCAGCUCUGCUGGUGA